Protopterus annectens (West African lungfish) is the source of this 1049-nucleotide messenger RNA. RefSeq names its product proline rich 13 (gene PRR13). The coding region runs from base 160 to 642 and encodes 160 amino acids. NCBI's taxonomy places the organism in Eukaryota, Metazoa, Chordata, Ceratodontiformes, Protopteridae. The record is from RefSeq and is a predicted model, not a curated record. Gene Ontology annotation, cellular component: nucleoplasm. The transcript has 4 exons.
UCUUUUUACUUCCGGCAGCAAUCUUCUCCGUAUGUUUUGAGGUGGUAGGAGGUGACUAAAAUAUUCUCAUAAAACUUAAAGGUUUACAAGGAAGUAGUGACUAAGUAAAAAGAAGCUGUAUUGCUGAAGUUUCAGGUGAACUUGUGUUUUGCUGAAGAGAUGUGGAACCCUAACGCAGGUCAGCCAGGUCCCUAUCCAGGAGGACCAGCUGUUCCAAAUCCUGCUUAUCCUCCAGAGAGUAAUCCAGCAUACCCACCCAUCAAUCCCGGUUGCCCACCAGGACCUGUUCCCCCUGGCACUUACCCACCAGGAAUGCCAGGACACCCUCCUUUCCCAGCUGGGCAGCCCAUCCCACCUCCUUUUCCUGGCCAGCCUAUCCCACCUCCUUGUCCUGGCCAGCCACACUACCCAGCACAACCUGGAAUGCCUUAUCCUGGUCAUUCAUAUCCAUCUAUGCCAGGCCACCCCCCAAAGGGAGGUUGUGUAGUAGAGGGAGUUAUCAUUAGUGGUCACAAAACGGAUAAGAAAAUGAAGAAGCAGAUGAAGAAGGCUCAUAAGAAAGCUCAUAAACAUCAGAAACAUAUUAAACUUGGGAAGCAUUCCUCUAGCAGCAGUAGUAGCAGUAGCAGUGACUCGGACUGAGGAAGGAAGGAAGCGGUAUAUUCCCUUACCUGUAAGAGAGACACAUGCUGAUCGUCUGCUAUGCUACCGCCAUUGCUUUUACCAAUUUGUCUCCACACCAAAUAAGUCCUUGCAGCACUCUAUGUUGUAAAAUCAACCUGCCAACAAGACAUCAUGCCAUUUCACAGAAUGGAAAGACAGUGAUGAAGAUUAUGUACAACAUUAGUACUGCAAAUUUACCUAUACAUAGACUUUUUUAAGUUGCUCUCCUGACUGGGUUGAUGUUGCAGAACACUAUAUAUGUAGAACCAAGAGUGACUACAGAUAAUCAGAAUGUAACUUUGUGACUUAAUUUUUUUUUUAAUGAGCAAACCUUCCACUGUGAAAACAAAGUUUAUUAUACACCUAAAUAAAAUUGGCUAAAAUUA